GCCGGCUUGACAUGCAGAAGCCGCGGCUGGGGAGGCUGGGGCUGCGGUGGCGGCGGGCGGCGGGCCUCGGGGCGCAGAGUGACACGGCCUAGCGGGGCGGACGGCCGAACGGACGCGGGCAGCCAGCCUGGCCCGCCAUGGAGAUGGAGAAGGAGUUCGAACAGAUCGACAAGGCCGGGAACUGGGCGGCCAUUUACCAGGAUAUUCGACAUGAAGCCAGUGACUUCCCAUGCAGAGUGGCGAAACUUCCUAAGAACAAAAACCGGAACAGGUACCGAGAUGUCAGCCCCUUUGAUCACAGUCGGAUUAAAUUGCACCAGGAAGACAAUGACUACAUCAAUGCCAGUUUGAUAAAAAUGGAGGAAGCCCAGAGGAGUUAUAUUCUCACCCAGGGCCCUUUGCCAAACACAUGUGGGCACUUCUGGGAGAUGGUGUGGGAGCAGAAGAGCAGGGGUGUGGUCAUGCUCAACCGCAUCAUGGAGAAAGGCUCGUUAAAAUGUGCCCAGUAUUGGCCACAGAAAGAAGAAAAAGAGAUGGUCUUUGAUGACACAAACCUGAAAUUGACCCUGAUCUCUGAAGAUGUCAAGUCAUAUUACACAGUGCGACAGUUGGAGUUGGAAAACCUGGCCACCCAGGAGUCCCGGGAGAUCCUGCAUUUCCACUACACCACGUGGCCUGACUUUGGAGUUCCUGAGUCGCCUGCCUCCUUCCUCAAUUUCCUUUUUAAAGUCCGAGAGUCAGGUUCACUCAGCCCGGAGUAUGGCCCCGUCGUGGUACACUGCAGUGCUGGCAUCGGCAGGUCGGGGACCUUCUGUCUGGCUGACACCUGCCUCUUGCUGAUGGACAAGAGGAAAGACCCCUCUUCUGUGGAUAUCAAAAAAGUGCUUCUGGAGAUGCGCAGGUACCGCAUGGGGCUCAUCCAGACGGCAGACCAGCUGCGCUUCUCCUACCUGGCUGUGAUUGAGGGGGCGAAGUUUAUCAUGGGUGACUCCUCAGUGCAGGAUCAGUGGAAGGAGCUCUCCCACGAGGACCUGGAGCCCCCACCCGAGCACGUCCCCCCACCUCCCCGGCCACCCAAACGCAUCCUGGAGCCUCACAAUGGGAAGUGCAAGGAACUCUUCUCCAAUCACCAGUGGGUGAGCGAGGAGACAUGCGAGAAUGAAGACAGCCUGGCCAGAGAGGAAGGCAGAGACUCCUCACAUGCCAUGCAUAGCAUGAACAGCAUGAGUCAAGACACUGAAGUUAGAAAACGGAUGGUGGGUGGAGGUCUUCAAGGUGCCCAGGCAUCUGUUCCCACCAAGGAAGAGCUGUCCCCAGCGGAGGAGGAACAAAAGGCACAAUGGCCAACUCACUGGAAACCCUUCCUGGUCAAUGUGUGCAUGGCCACAGUCCUGGCGACGGGUGCAUAUCUCUGCUACCGGGUAUGUUUUCACUGACAGACCGCAGUGAGGCAUGGAGUGUGGUGGGCACUGCUGCUGCCCAGCUUAGGAUUCGGUCUGCGACGUCUGACCCAGUGUGGGGAACAGCUCGCAAGCCUGCGGUGGAACUGGAAGGGCCAGCCCCAGGAGGGGCGUCAGUGCACUGGGCUUUGCAGGAGCCCCAUGGUCCCAAGAACAGUCUAAUCUCAGGGCCUUAACCUGUUGAGGAGAAGUGGAGGGAAAUGCCAAAUACUCUCACUCACUCGCUCUCACCUCACUCCUUCCCCUUCCUUUCUCUGUCUGUUUGUUUUCGGGGGGAAAUUACAACACAUUGUUGUUUUUAACAUUUAUAAAGGCAGGAUUUUGUUAUUUGUGGGAGGAAAAAAAGACGCUAGGCACCGAUGAGAUUCUUUUGUGCCCUCUGGUGUAAGAUCGGAUCCAUAAUUUACAUUGAUUUCCCAGGGGAAGGAUCCCAAAUGGUCAGGAAUAUAAAGCUCCUGCUGGCUUGGACAGCCGCCAUUGUGUACCCUGAGCUGGCAGGUGCCCCGAAGCCACCCUGCUAUGAGGAGAGCAACAGCACAGGCUGGCUCUAAACAGCAAGGCCAGCUCCGCUUUGCUCAGGUGUCCCUCUGCUACAUUUCCAUUCUUAUCCUUAUCCAUAUGCACGCACGCGCGCACACACACACACACACACACACACACACACACACACACACACACACACACACGUACGUGACCUUGUGACAGCCAUCUUGCUGAUGCCCCAGCCCUCACCACCAUACUCCUUUAAUGGGUUUCCCCCGAGGGGCCUGUCUCGGGGUCAAGUUCACCUUAGAUGGCUGCCAGCAUCAUCCUGCGGCUCUCAUUUCAUUUGGAAAGUAAGCGCCACUGUGGUAGAGCCCACGCUGCUGAGGUGCAAGCAUGACUGAUAGAAGGAGCCUUGGUGUCAUGGAAGCCACUUGGCAGGGCUGUUCCCAACCUCUGAAACAUUCAGUCCUGUCCCAGUGAACAUCCUUGAAGGCAUCAUCAGAUAAUGUUUGCAAAGUACAGAGACUCUCCGGAGUGGUGGUUUUCAGAGGCAGGACUCACAAAACACCACCGAGCGCUUGCCAUGGCUGCUUCCGGACCUGGUGUGGCUGAGGCUGUGGGAAGGUGGGCACUGUGGAUGCAUCCAAGCACGAGCUUUCAUGAGGUUGCUAUCCAGCAGCACAGCUUACCCUCCAGCCUCAGCUGCAGGCCACAGUGGCCAAGGAACGGAGGGCCCUGUCCCGCAGAGCAAGUUGCAAAGGAUGCUUGUUCAGCCAUGCAUCUCUCUUUCUGCCUUUCCCUUGUGCUUCCGCCCCUGGAGUAGUAAGGCCAGUGUGAGGAGUGCAAGGCGAUGGCAGGGGCAGGGCACUGACUGGCUCGAGGCAGCUGAGGCCCCGCCCCUCCCUGGAAACCGCUGCACUCAUAUUUAUUCACCUUUCCCAAAGGUGACCCAACUGCAUGAGCAUGUCAAACUGAUAAUGUCACAUGUCAAGCCUGGUACCCAGGGCUCUGUCAAGUACAGUAUCAGAUCGGUCCUGGGGUUGAGUCAGGAAUGCAAGACUGACAGGGCUGGGGGCCAGGAGCAGGAGCUGUAGGGGAUGGGAGCAGUCUUCAGGGACGUGGAACAGUGUGGCCGUGUGUAAAGGCCCUGUGGCUACUGACAUGAUGUGUGAGGAUGAGGGCUGCGCUUUCUCCCCAUGACCUCGUAGGCCCCGUUCCCAGCCUCAGCUUUCCCUGUGAGUUAGAAAACACAAAGUCUGCCCUGGUGGUGCCAUGUGCUUGACCUGGGGGCUUAGGUGCACACUCACUGUCAGCCCAUGUCCAACCACCUCUGCAUCCUCUGACCAGAUGUGGCUGCUGCUGAGUAGUCACCACUCUGUGUGGGGACAGUGCUGUCCAGUGCAGAUACUGCCUCACUCCUGGCAGGACACUCCAGGCUCCCUGGCCUGCCCCACCGAGCCCCACCACACCUCAGACAUUCCACACUCGCACCUCAUUCCCUGGACACUUAGGCAAGCAGGGCCCUUCCACCCUCUGGAAUCAGCCCUCCAUUCCAAGUUCACACUCUUCUGGAGCAAGCCAGGAUUGGAAGAAGGCGGCGUGUGGGAAGCACUCUCCUGGGAACAGCCUGGGUGACAGUCCCUAGAAUUAGCCCGCUGUCAUCACUGGCCCAGGUCACUUUGCCCAGAGGAGCCACUCUUGAGCCUGGCAGCGAUUGACGAUGGUGCUUACGACUCUUCCUGUGAGGGGAUUUAAGACCUCCACAGUGGGUGGCUUUUUUAAAAUAGAAGCGAAGGCAGCUGGAACUCCAAACUGCCUCUUGCCAGCAUUUCACAUUUUGCCUUUCACCCAGAGAAGCCAGCACAGAGCCACUGGUGGGAGUGGUGGUGGCCUUGCCCGCAGAGCCUGGGGAGGUGGCACAGCCAGGGUCCAGGCUGGGAGCAGUUAGCUGUGGGCUGUGUCUGUAGUCGUGGGGUGUGUACAGUAGCCUUCUAGGUGGAUGUCCUGGAGAACAGGAUUCUCCACCCCGUUGCCUGUGUUGGGGGUAGCAAGCUGCUGUAUGCCUUAAGCCAAUAUUUACUCAGCAGGUCGUACUUUUUUUUUUUUUUUUUUUAAAUGGCCAUGGAAUUAAACCGUUUUUACAAAAAUAAAAACCAACAACAAAAAAGUGUUCCGGUAUAGUACCUUUGCAGGUGUGUGGGGUGGUGCAUGCCCCAGUGGGGUGUCUCAGGGUCUUCUGUGACCUCACAGAACUGUCGGACUGCACCGUUUCCAACUUGCCAUAUCACUAAUGGGUCUGCAUUUUAGUUGCAACAAUAAAUGUUUUUAAAGAAGGUA
This is a messenger RNA of Phodopus roborovskii (desert hamster), 4283 nucleotides long. RefSeq names its product protein tyrosine phosphatase non-receptor type 1 (gene Ptpn1). The transcript is spliced from 9 exons. Lineage: Eukaryota; Metazoa; Chordata; Mammalia; Rodentia; Cricetidae. The record is from RefSeq and is a predicted model, not a curated record. Bases 138 to 1436 code for a protein of 432 amino acids. Gene Ontology annotation, molecular function: protein tyrosine phosphatase activity. Gene Ontology annotation, biological process: protein dephosphorylation.